Molecule: messenger RNA, 3358 nt
Organism: Stegodyphus dumicola
Lineage: Eukaryota; Metazoa; Arthropoda; Arachnida; Araneae; Eresidae
Product: carbohydrate sulfotransferase 1-like
Biological process (GO): N-acetylglucosamine metabolic process; sulfur compound metabolic process
Molecular function (GO): N-acetylglucosamine 6-O-sulfotransferase activity
Source: RefSeq, a predicted model, not a curated record
GUAGUGGCGCCUAACCAGUUAGACACAGCUCGCAAGCUACUGCAUGAUCUCUUCACCUGUGAUUAUCGAGAUUGGGGUUCUUUUCCCGAAUGGGCGUGGUUCAAUAGUGACUUUUUAACUUUGAGGAGAAACAAGCGUUACUGGCAGAUGUGCAGUCACAGGGAUAGCUCACGUAUGCUGUGUUAUAAUAUUUGUUUUCUUGCAGCUGCAUGCCGGAGCUCGCCAGUUCAAAUAAUAAAAACUAUACGAAUGGCUGCAUCUGAGGCAGUUAAGCUUAUAGAAGAAUAUAAGGAUCUUAAUUUAAAAAUUAUUCAUCUAGUCAGAGAUCCAAGAGGAACAAUGAAUUCUCGUCAGCAGAAAGAUAUUGCUAUGUGGUGUGGUAAAUACAAAGCUUGCUCAUCGCCUAAAACUUUCUGCAAUUUAGUAAAUGAGGACUUACGUCAUGCUUGUGAGCUGCAGAAACGUUAUCCAACUAGGUAUACUUUAGUUAGGUACGAAGACUUAGCUUUAGAUCCACCUCAAACUACUGAAAAACUUUUUAAAUUCUUGGAUGUAGGGCCUGUUCCCAGUGAAGUUGUGCAAUUUCUAGAAACUCAUACUCAAGGCAGCUCGCAUGUCAGCACAAAUUCCUUUCUUCAGCCUCCCUACAGAACGGUGCGAAAUUCGACUCAGGCAGCUUUAGAAUGGUGUCGGAAGAUGAAGCUCAAAGACAUACAAAAUGUUCAACAAAACUGUCAUUUUGUUUUUAAGAAGUUAGGUUAUAAAAUGGUUAACAACACAGUAGACUUAAAUGCCGAAGAUAUUAUGGAAGAAGCAUUUCAGUUUUGCUAUCCUUAAUUGUCAAAGUGAGUCUCUCUGACUUUGAAAACUUCUUGGAAACUUGUUAUAUUUAUAGAUAACAGAUUCCGAGUGAUGCUACAGAGCGUCAUCUUUUUAUGCUUAUACUUUAAACGUAAAAGCUGCUAUUGAACAUUGUUAUUGUGGAUGAUCCUAAGUCUUGUCUUCCCUUUUAUGGAAUUUGAUCCCUUCUAUUAAGCCAUUUCGUGUCCAAAGGCUGAAAUGUGAUGGGACCAGUUAACUUUGAAAUGGCAUAUAAAUAAAGAUUUUGAUCCGGUUUUUGUCUUCAAAUAGCCAUUCCAACUAGAUGCAGUACUGCAACAUAUUUCGGCUAGUGAAAUGACGUGUAAUUUUAGAAGAAAGAAAGCUGUGAGAUUAUUAGCUACAAGAUGAAUCUUGACAUAUCUCUUAAUUUAAAUAAACAGUUCGAAAUAUUAUGCUGCUUACAUAUCGCUGAUUUUUAAGUUUUGAAUAUAGAUAUGACAGUUAGUAUUAUACACAUCAUUAAAAUUUAAAAGGCAAUAUUUUUAGCUAGUUGUUGUUGCAUAAAAUUACAGAUGUAGCAAAUGUAGUAUUAUGGAACCUACCUCUGUUAUAUUGAGAUAUAGAUUGUCUUCAGUAUUAGCUGCAUUCAUUUUUAGAAUAAAACUGCCAACUAAAUGUUAUCAAAUCGCAUACAUUGCAUGGACUGGAUAACAUUUUCAAAGGAUGCGAUAUCUUCCAUAUUGCUUCCCACCGUUUUAAGUGAUGUCGAAUCAUCCAAGUGCCCAUAUUAAGCUUGUUUCUAGAACUGAUAUACUGAAUGUUUGGGCCAGCAAAAAAGCAUCUUAGAACAACUAUUUAUGACAUUCUUUAUUUUUCAUUACCAUGUACAUCAUGUUUUACAAUGCAGAUUUUGUUUUAUUGCCUCAGCUAGUCGAAUUUUUUAAUGUUGUAUUGCAUUUUGUUGAUUAUUAUCUUUUUAGUGUAAGUUACGAAAGUGAACAAGUUACAGAUAGCUUCCAUAAGAAAGAUAAUUUAGCAAACAAAUGCAAUUUGUGAAAUUUUAUGUCGGAUAUAAUAAAGACAUUUUACUAGUUCAGAAUUUAUCACGGAGAAGUAAACAUAAACUUUUUAAAAAAUUUAUGACUUCAGCUUAUCUAAAAAAGCAUUUCCUUCAUUAAUCGAAUUAAAAUAACAAUAAUGCUUAGAUUUUUCAGACUAGUAAAAUAAUAUAAAUAUAGUAAAUUUCAUACGAUGCUUGUAACUUCAUAUUAACAAAAAAAACUGUAUAUGAGUCUCUAAGUACACUUCUAGUACUGAUUCAUUUGAUUUCCUGCCAGUUUCGAAACCUCUGUGUAAACCUAUGAAGAAGUGGUUCAAAAUGAUUCAAGAGCUUAUAAAGUUAAGAGUAUGGAGCAAUUCUUUUUAGAGCCUUUUUUGUUGUAAAUAAUUUAAUUCAAACGUUUUAUGAAAAGGUGCAAAAACAAGGGUUUAGAUUUGGCAUAACAAUAAUAUUUUAAACCCAAAGUUUUUUUUAUAUUUUUGCUUACAUUCCUAGUACUUUAAAGUGAAUUGAAAAUACUUUUUAUAUAAUUAAUAUCAAUGAUAAAAUUGAAUAAAAGUUAUAUACCUAUAUGUUUGCUCAUUUAUGCAGGCAUUAUGGUAAUGUUUUCAUCGCAUAACAUUUUACUGUAAUAAAUGCAACUCCUAACAUAGAAUAUGCUUUUCAAGAACCUAAAAUUUACCAUUUGUCUCUAACCAAUGAUUUCUGAAUUUUUUAUGUAUGUGACAUUCCAUCAUAGCUUAUCAUUCCACAUUGAUUUAAUCAUGAUUGUCAAGCGUUAAGUAAAGCUAUGAAAAAAAUGUAGCUGUAUAUAUAUAUAUCUAUAUAUAUAUAGAUAUAUAUAUAUACAGCUACAUUUUAUAUAUAUAUGCAGUUGAAAGAGUUAAAAGGUAGUGGAAGAAUACUUUAAAAUGCACUGCCUUUAAAAAGUUAAACACGCAAUGCAAAUUAGCAAUUUUUGAAAAUAGUUGAAUUCAAGUGGCAGAAAAUUGCUGCGAAUGCAGAUGACUGUAUGCAAAUAAUCAUAUUUUACAGUCAGUCACAUUUGACUGAUUCUGACUAAUUCGGCAGUCGUAGAAGGUGCCCACAUACUGAAUGAAGAGUUUAAGAAAAUUCAUUUAAAUGCUCAUAAAACGUGUUUAUAACUUUUCUAGAAUAACCUUGACGACAUUCGAUUUUCUAUGCCCGAAAGAAGAUAAAUGGCAGAUAGUGAACACUCGCAUGCUGGUAGAAGCAUUAAAGUAGAACAAAUUAUAAGGUAGUUCUCCCGCUUUCCUAGCGUGCCUUCGUGGUGUAGUGGUCAGCACAAUGAGCCGGUAUUCUAGAAAUGCGUGGCGCGAUUCCCGGUGCAGGCGGUUGCUAAUUUUUAUCUCUCCGGCUUUUCCAAAAUUAACCUAAUGUCUCUACAGUGGCGCCCAAAUUAAAAGGGUGUUGGAUGAUGAUUCUCCUCACCCAGGAUUUGAAGACUAGGUCCCU